Messenger RNA from Ilex paraguariensis (yerba mate), 843 nucleotides. NCBI's taxonomy places the organism in Eukaryota, Viridiplantae, Streptophyta, Magnoliopsida, Aquifoliales, Aquifoliaceae. The record is from the annotation of a GenBank genome assembly.
AUGGCGAUGACUAAGCUUCGUUAUGGCAGUUUAAGCAGCACCCAUUGCAGCAUAUCAUCACGCUUGAUUCCAAAUCCAUAUGAAGCGGAGAAAAUAGCACCAGCGGCAGAGCUAGAGAGAGCUGGAAUAUUUACGGGUGUUACGGUUGCACUUUAUCCCAUUUCUCUUGUCAAGACUAGGCUGCAGGUUGCUUCAAAGGAUGCUGUUGAGAGGAAUGUAUUUUCAGUUAUCAGAGGCAUACUGAGAACAGAUGGGAUUCCUGGUUUAUACAGGGGUUUCGGCACAGUCAUUACUGGAGCAAUUCCUGUCAGGAUUAUAUUUCUUACUGCACUAGAGACUACAAAAGUGUCUGCUUUGGGGAUGAUUGAACCGUUCAAAUUUUCAGAACCUGCAAAGGCAGCCAUUGCAAAUGGAAUUGCUGGCAUGGCAGCAUCCCUUUGUUCUCAGGCUUUGUUUGUUCCGGUUGAUGUGGCUAAUCUCAACAGUGAUGGAUUUAAACAGGUUAGCCAACGGUUGAUGGUGCAAGGGUAUUCAGGGCAUGCGCACUAUAAUGGGGGCUUGGAUGUUGCUCGUAAGAUUCUAAAGUCAGAUGGCAUUCGAGGACUAUAUAGAGGGUUUGGUCUAUCUGUUAUGACUUAUUCUCCAUCUAGUGCUGUAUGGUGGGCAAGCUAUGGAUCUAGCCAACGGUUCAUCUGGAGGCUCUUAGGUCAAGGCACUGAGCAUGAUGAACCUACUCCUAGCCAGUGGACGUUAGUGUCGGUUCAAGCUGCUGGAGGGAUUUUCGCUGGUGCUACUGCAUCCUCCAUCACGACACCAUUGGACACUAUUAAGACUCGCUUACAG